AAAUUGCGUAUACCUUGGAAGAAAAUUUUACUUUCCAGAGUGUUAUGGGUUAUUGCAGUAACAAAAAUAUGUUGGGGCUGUGGAUUUUAUACUUUAUUGGCUAAACUACCAUCGUAUUUAAAAAUUAUGCUUCAUUUUCCUAUACAACAGAAUGGUUUGAUCAAUGCUUUAGUUUACUUUUCGGAUGCUAUAACAAUAUUUCUCUCUGGAUUUAUUGCCGAUUUUAUAAGAAAACGACAAUAUUUUAGUUUAACUAACACCAGAAAAAUUCUUGAAAGCAUUGGUAUGUUUGGCCCAGCAUUCUGUAUUUUAUCAGUUCCAUUUUUAGGGUGCGACAGCACUAAAGCUAUUAUAUCACUGACUCUUGCGAUGGGAUGCUUUGGUUUCUGCACUUCAGGAGAUGCCGCCAUAGUAUUCGAUUUGGCACCUGAUUUUGCAGGAGUGUUAUAUGGCAUCACAAGCGGUUUAGCUUCUAUUCCAGGAUUCAUAACGCCUUAUAUAGCAGGCUUAAUAUUAGAUAAGAAUCAAGGAAGCCUUCUUCAAUGGAGUUAUGUCUUCUACAUGGGAUCUUCCUUUUAUUUCGUUGGUGGAAUAGUGUUUAUUGUAGGAGCUUCUGCAGAAUUACAAAGUUGGGCUAUUCAGUCACCUAAUAAAGAUGAAAAAAAUUAAACUACUGAACAUUGAUGACAGGUUUCACCUAACCAGCAGACUUGCUACGUAGAGUUUGCCGAGUUUUCUUUAAAUGUCUAACAAGUGUCAAUUUCUCAUAGAAACAUAACUCUUGACAGAUCGUUCAUGUGUUGGAUACCGUAUGUGUUAGUUGCGUAGUUUAACACCACAUUUCAUUUUCUAUGAAUUUUAGAAGCAACAAAUGAUACUACUAUUUAGAGGUUUUGUUUGAGUAUAUAUAUGUUACCGGCCAAACUAGUUUGUCCUAGGCAAAACUUGUUUAUCCUACGCAUGUCAGGAUAUACUAGUUUAGCCUACGAUAAUCUAGUUUAGGCUAAAUACUUUAGACUUAACUAGUUUGACCUAGGCCGAACUUAUUUAUGUACUACAAAUAGGUGCCAGUGUAAAAAAAAAUGAUUUUGUGUAAUUCGAAAUGCCACCACAGUACACUCGGUGGUUAAAGUGUACCUAGGUAACUGUGCUUCAGUUAGGUUGGUUUGGUUUAGUAGGUUGGUAGGUUUGUCUAGGCAGUGCUUCAGUUAGGUUGGUUUGGUUAAAUUAACUACAUUUUUAGUAGACGUUUCCUUUUUUUUCUUUUGUUCAAGAACUACCGUGAAUCAAUAACUAGUGACGUUAAACAAUGGGCGGCCUGCCGGCAGCUUCCCUAUGGGAGGAGUCUGCUGGGAGCACGAACAGUCCGAAGUGCCACUAUUGGGGUUACCUAGGUACAC
This is a messenger RNA of Centruroides sculpturatus (bark scorpion), 1400 nucleotides long. RefSeq names its product sialin-like. Gene Ontology annotation, biological process: transmembrane transport; monoatomic anion transport. The transcript is spliced from 6 exons. The record is from RefSeq and is a predicted model, not a curated record. Gene Ontology annotation, molecular function: transmembrane transporter activity. The annotation marks the transcript as partial. NCBI's taxonomy places the organism in Eukaryota, Metazoa, Arthropoda, Arachnida, Scorpiones, Buthidae.